Molecule: messenger RNA, 4524 nt
Organism: Plasmodium coatneyi
Lineage: Eukaryota; Apicomplexa; Aconoidasida; Haemosporida; Plasmodiidae
Exons: 1
Coding region: 1-4524 (1507 amino acids)
Molecular function (GO): protein binding
Source: RefSeq, a predicted model, not a curated record
AUGCUGAGCGUGUCCCUCCUCCGAGACGUAGAAAAGCGCGCACUGCGGCGCCGGAAGGAGGAGGGAUACACGCAGAAGAGCAACCAUCCUCCGCAGAAGAAUGAAGAAGAACUGAAGGAUAUUUUAAUUGAGUUGCCAAAGUUGCAUGAACGAAACGACAAGGAAGUAAUCUCCGCUUUGGUGAGGAGUUUCCUGGACAAGAACCCAAAGAGUGUCCUUGCGUAUGAGCUGUUCAGUAAGUUCUACGUGAAGAUCGGGGAUUAUAAGUCGGCCCUGAACCUGCUCUAUGCUGCCUUGUACCUUGACCAGAAGAAUGAGAAACUGGCUAGCUUGCUUAAACUGUGUGAGGAGCGCCAGGUGAGCAAGGAGGCCAGGAUCCCCACGAAGUACAAGGAGCGGAUCUGCUACCCGGAGAGGCGCAAAGAACUACCCUUCCCCUCGGCGGCCACAUUGGAUGGUGAAGGAAGCGAUGGUAGAAACGAUGGUAGAAGCGAUCGUAGCAACGUUGGAAGCGACGCUGAAAGCAGUGACAACCAGCCCGAACGUAACAACUUGGUGAAACUCCUCCCGGCAAAGCAGCACAUCGCCCUAGCAAAAAGAGACAUGGAGCCAGGCGAAGUGGUCCUCCAAGUUAAGCCACUAAUACUAACCCAACACAUCUUCUGCAACAGCUAUGUCUACCCAACCUGUUACCACUGCUUGAAAGAAAGAAACCUCUCCAACAAAUGCUACCAAUGUCCCGUAAAUCCACACACAUGCACACACAUCUUCUGCAGUUGGAAAUGUUUGGCACAAAAUAUGAAGGUACACAAGGAGGAGUGUCCUAUCCUUCCAAUCAUUUCCGCUGCUGCGAAAGAAGCAAAGCUGAUGCUUCAUGUGGUACUUCACAUAUUUCGUGUCCUCAUUAAAGUGAGGAUUGACAAAGAAUACAAAGACAAGGAGCAACAAAUUCUAAAGGACCUCUUCUUAAAUGAGUCCUUUUACCAAGUGGUUAAGGCGAAUCAAGUUGAGCUAUUCAAUUCAUUUAACACCUUAGCUAAUCGGAUUAUUUUAGAGUUCCCUUCGUCUUUUUAUCUCCACUUGAAACAGAAGGAGCUUGUUGAAUUUAUGCUCAUCGUAUGGCAAUACUCUCUCUCCGUUAAGUAUUACUCUCCCUCCUCCAUUAUUAAGCAAGUCAACCCUGAAACGACCUUUGGGUUAGUUUUCUCCCCCGAGGUGGCUAAACUGCAUCACAGCUGUGUUCCAACUUGCUCCUUCCAUUACGACGAGGAAGGACUUAUAACCAUCAGAUCUAUUUGUAAUAUACCGCAAGGAGGUAAACUGUGCAUAAGCAUUUUAUCGGACCAGUAUGUACCCCUCAGUGUUAGAAAGAGCUUCCGAGGAAUGGCUCGUCUUUUCAGUUGUGGGUGCAUUAGGUGCACCGACUCAACGGAAAAUAAUUUGCACCUUAGGAGUAUGAAGUGUCCUAGGUGCGUCCAAGGUUAUAUCUACCCGAUGAAGACGGAGGCGCUGAUUGAGGCGCUCAACAUGGAGGGGGGACCAAAUCAUCGCAAUUGUGACAAGGGAGACGAAGUCGGUAAAAAAAAACUAGCCAAUAAUGGAAAGGAUACGGUCAAAGAGGUGACACGCAAACUGGGGGGAGAUGCAGAACGGUGGUUGUGCUCAAACUGCGGGAAGCUGUCCCUCCAGGGGAAUAAGCGUUGCGUGCGUCUGGAGAGAAGUAUCUACACCCAGUACCAAGAAGCGGAGGAGAAAUACAUGCAGGGGGACAUCAUCCAGGCGAAGAAGAAGCUCCUACAGAUACACAACGAAGUGCAGUACCUACUGCACCCGAAUCAUCAUAUCCUGUUUAACGUGCACACCUUACUAGCAGGAUUGAUGAGACACGAUCAUAACAGACAAUUGCACGAGUCACUAAUCUUCCUUCGCAAGGCAGUUAUAGCGGCGGAAAAUGUCCUCCCUGUAUGCUCACUGGAGAAGGUCCACCUGUAUGCACAUCUGGCUCACUACACCUUCGACUACUCUAACCACUGCAAGCUGUACAUGAAGGAAGGGGGGAUAGAUGCAGAAUCCGUGAUAGAACCCAUUUUUGCGUCUAUCUGGAAUGCAGCCGUAACAACGGGGUAUAACUCAACCCUGACUAUUGCGCUAAUCCAACAAAUGAGGAACUAUGCCACCUGCUUCAAUGUGUACAGUCCCUACAAGGAGAUGGAGUUCUACCUUAACAAGAAGGAAGAGUUCAGUCACUUCUACCACCAUGUGACGCAGAAAAAAAACGAGUCGUACAGGCAAAUUAGAAAAAUAAUGAAGGAGGAUCCGUUCUACCCGAUCUAUAUGGCAUGCCAAUGUUUCGACCUGGACUAUGAGAGGGAAAAUUAUGUGGCGCACAUUUUCAAGCUGUUUAAGCACAUGCAAUACGUCGGAAAUGGACAAAACGCACUCUCCAUUGCGGCAUCUUUUGGGAACGUAAAACUGGUAAAGCUUCUCCUAAGGAUGGGUUAUUCUCCCUUUUCGAAGAAUGAACUACAUAUGAAUGCUCUUCUACACAUGGCUAGUUCUUUCCUUCCAUCGGAGGAUCAGAAUCUUUACUCCAAUUACAUCCCCAUUUUGUUACAAGAGAUAGAAUCACAAAAAGUGCAGCUGGACAACUUCGAAGGUGAAUACGCCAACCUGUUGAAUGGGGAGGACAAACCAAAUCGUCGAGGGGGUGCCACAUUAAUGCCUACGCAAGACCGAUACGCUAAUUCGCACCACUACACAAACGACAUAGAGAGACCCUUCCCCUUCGGGGAUCUCCUCCAGGACGAGGAGUUCACCUACGGACCAGCUAGCAGCAGGUUAGACAACAACCAGAAAAUUAUCCUCACCAUUCUUCUAAAACAUUUGGAUGCGAAGCAGAUGUAUAAGAGGAGGAAGUACAGGGAAAAGCUCAGACUCAACGAACGCGUUAACCUCGCCGCUGUGGGAAGACGCCGCAAGGACGUAACGCAUAAACCAUAUGGAGUGCACAAUUCACACGCGUUACUCUCUGAUCCACCCUCCAACUACGUCACUACUACCAACAAGAGGGGAAAAUCCAAUCAGGAAGAAGUAAAAAAAGGAGCAGAAGAGAGGAGCAUCCUCCACACAGGCAUACGAACCGACCGUCACACGGUUAAUCAUCGUAGAAGGAGACAACCCGUCGGAAGUGAAGAAGAUGUAGACAUGGAUUCAUCAAAAAGUGAUAACCUUAAGGAGAAAAAAAAAAAAAAAAAAAAAAAUUUUUUGAAUAAUACAAGGGGGAGAAACAACUCAGAUGAAAGUUGUACCUCCCCCAUGUGCAGCAGCUUCGAUUCUGGGAAGUCAGACGACGUCCUAAACAACAAGGUGAAACAUUACUAUGUGCAGAAAAUUCUCACAAAGUCUAUUUCGCAUAAAUUGCUAGGUUUGAACAAUGCACUUCACUACGCAUGCACGAGGGGGAAAAGGAAGCUAGCGAAACAGCUCAUGAUCUGCGGUGUGCCAGUAAAGCUAAUGAACAGUGAAGGCAGCACAGCUUUGCACAUGGCGUCAUUAAGCGGGCACAACGAAAUUGUAAAGACCCUACUAGAGUAUCACACUGAAGUCGAUGCAAUGACGUUCCAUGGGGAAACUCCACUCAUGUUAGCUGCAUACGGUUUGCACCUCCAGGUGGUAAAGACGUUGGUGGCAUACGGCGCACAAGUUGUUCUAAAAAACAAUGAUAACGUUACUGUGUUGCAUUGCCUGGUACAAGGACUGCUGCGGACACAUACAAUUUACUACGACCACAGAGCAUAUCACAACGAUCUAGUAUCUGCCCCUGUUGGGGGACCAUUCAUGAAGAGAGCCACUUGCAAAGGAUUGUCUAGUCGAAGCAGUCACCAUCUCACUGCACACAUACCCAUUGUAGAGGACCUACCAAGCGACCUUCUACUUCUUCCGUUUAAAUUACUGCAUAGAAUUAAGAAGGGCAUCACGAUACUUAAACUUCUAGUAAUGCACUGUCCCUUGUAUUUGUAUGAAGUGAAAGACAUAAAUGGAUACAAUCCUUUUGAGAUGCUGAAGGCUGCUUGGAGGAAGGUCUGUGAGAGACGCAUAUGCAUGUUGGCCAACGCCGACCUCAGGUUGUCUGCCUUUACUGACCACCAGAAGAAUAUCGUCUCUCAGGGGUGGACCCUCAUCACGGCACUGGUAAAUAUGAUGCUGUCCAUUUUACGCCCCGAUCGGUCAGUGCUCACCUCCAUCUAUGCGAAUUUCCUUGGGGGGGAGGUCAUACCACAGGUAGGGGCAACCAAGCAGGGGGAGACUUCCCCAACUGGGGAGGAGAAAACACAACCUGGAGGGACAACACAACAGGGGGGGACUACCCCAAAUGGGGAGGAAAGUUCCCCCCCGAAGGAGCCCACUGCCAAGAUGAACCCCCCCACGGAACCCAAAUCUGCCACGAGCGAAAAGGCAACAAUCGUCCCGAAAAAAAUGUGGCCCAAGAAGGCAAAGCUGCCCCCCCCUCCGAAGAAGCAGUAG